ACGCUUAACGAAAAAAAGAUAUAUUUUAAUAUAUUUAUUUAAUUAUAUUUAUUGUUUUGUAUGUGUGUGUGUGAAAAAUGGUGGAAACGGCAACAACAACAACCAUAACGCGUGCCACAAUCAAUGUGCCAGCAACACCUGCCCCUGCCACGCCCCCAACAACAAUUGCAACUGCAACUGCAACUUCAACUGUUGGUGCUUCUUCUUCAUCCUCUGUUGGUGCUGUGGUGCAACGAAAUGAUGAAACAACCCGACACAUUUUCAAUUUGAAAAUUAUUGUUUUUCUCUUGCUGUUGCCGUUUGUUUUACUUGCCGUCGGCCUCAAGCACAUCUUGGAUUAUCUCUUUGCACUUGGACUCAAAGAGAAGGAUGUCAGCGGCAAGGUGGCAUUGGUGACAGGCGGCGGCAGUGGCUUGGGUCGCGAAAUUUGCCUGGAGCUGGCGAGGCGAGGUUGCAAGGUGGCUGUGGUUGAUGUCAAUUCUAAGGGCUGCUAUGAAACCGUGGAGCUGCUAUCCAAAAUUCCCCGUUGCCAAGCAAAGGCCUAUAAGAAUGAUGUGUCCUCGCCACGCGAACUGCAGCUGAUGGCUGUGCGAGUGGAGAAGGAACUGGGUCCCGUCGAGAUACUGGUCAACAAUGCUUCCCUGAUGCCAAUGACAUCGACGCCGCAUUUGAAAAACGACGAGAUUGAUACUAUUCUGCAGCUAAACCUCGGCUCUUAUAUUAUGACCACAAAAGAGUUUCUGCCCAAGAUGAUUACAAGGAAAUCAGGUCACUUGGUGGCAGUCAAUGCACUAGCAGGACUGGUGCCGCUGCCUGGCGCCGGCAUCUAUACAGCGACCAAAUAUGGCAUUAUGGGAUUCAUGGAAGCCCUACGCGCGGAACUUCGCCUUUCCGACUGUGACUACGUGCGGACAACAGUCGCCAAUGCGUAUUUGAUGAGGACAAGCGGCGAUUUGCCACUGCUAAGCGAUGCGGGGCUAUCCAGCGCUUAUCCUGGCCUUCCCACGUCCUAUGUGGCAGAGAAAAUCGUUAAGGGAGUCCUUUUCAAUGAGCGUAUGAUCUAUGUGCCCAAAAUAUUCGGCAUCACCGUUUGGCUGCUCAGAUUGUUGCCGACCAAAUGGCAGGAUUAUAUGUUGUUGCGACUCUAUCAUUUCGAUGUGCGCAGCGCACACUUGUUUUACUGGAAAUGAACAGAAAUUUGCAAGAAAAACAGUCAUUAUGUGUUGCCAUGGCACCUAGCUGACUUUUCCAGUUUUCAAUUAAGCUGUAGACAGUUGUAUUAGCAUAAAUUUUAGAUAUAAGCAUUAUGUACUAUUUAUUUUUUAUAAAUCAAAAUUCAAACUAAAUCCAAUUAAAUCAUUUUUCUG
This is a messenger RNA of Drosophila grimshawi, 1367 nucleotides long. Its product is annotated as epidermal retinol dehydrogenase 2. Gene Ontology annotation, molecular function: oxidoreductase activity, acting on the CH-OH group of donors, NAD or NADP as acceptor. The transcript has 7 exons. NCBI's taxonomy places the organism in Eukaryota, Metazoa, Arthropoda, Insecta, Diptera, Drosophilidae. Bases 78 to 1190 code for a protein of 370 amino acids. The record is from RefSeq and is a predicted model, not a curated record. Gene Ontology annotation, cellular component: lipid droplet.